This is a messenger RNA of Salvelinus namaycush (lake trout), 876 nucleotides long. RefSeq names its product dynein, light chain, LC8-type 1 (gene dynll1). The record is from RefSeq and is a predicted model, not a curated record. Gene Ontology annotation, biological process: microtubule-based process; cilium assembly. Gene Ontology annotation, molecular function: dynein light intermediate chain binding; dynein intermediate chain binding. Bases 371 to 640 code for a protein of 89 amino acids. The transcript is spliced from 3 exons. Gene Ontology annotation, cellular component: cytoplasmic dynein complex. Lineage: Eukaryota; Metazoa; Chordata; Actinopteri; Salmoniformes; Salmonidae.
UACCCUUUGCCAAAGUUUCAAAAAAGUGCGUUGUUUAGGAGCGCACGGGCGAAUUGAGAUAUUGCACACGCGCACUUCACAAAGUAGUCGUUCAUUACGGAAAUAUCAAAAUAAAUGCUGGAACACGUCAAUAGGAUUUCACUGGAAUGUGCUUGGCUCUACUAACUAUGAUUGACUUGGUAACAUUGGAAAGACAGGCUCUGGUUUAUGUUGGGUUAGUUAUAAAGCUAUUUUUGUCCACUGUGGGGCUCUAUUCUGGGGGUUUCCAAACACGGUCGUGCCACCUGAAAUUUCUGGAAGAUUGCCCAUUAUUUCGUUUUUCUAAAGACACAGAAAACGGAGGCAGUGGGAGAACCUAUUCAAGGCAACCAUGUCUGACAGAAAAGCAGUCAUAAAAAAUGCGGACAUGUCGGAGGAGAUGCAGCAGGACGCAGUGGAGUGCGCCACGCAGGCACUGGAGAAGUACAACAUCGAGAAAGACAUCGCUGCAUACAUCAAGAAGGAGUUUGACAAGAAGUACAACCCCACCUGGCAUUGCAUCGUAGGGAGGAACUUUGGCAGCUACGUGACCCAUGAGACCAAGCAUUUCAUCUACUUCUACUUGGGCCAGGUGGCCAUCCUGCUUUUCAAAUCUGGCUAAGCGGCCAGCGGCCCCAGCCCCUUCAACACCAACUGACCAUUAAAUACUGACUCGACAGAAAGGCUCUAUCAUCCUGGUCAAUGGGGACUGCCUUUUUCUGUGCUGCUUUGUUUAUGAAAGAAAAAAUACAUGGCCAUGUGAGAUUAAACACUUGUAUUUAUUUUUGUUUUCUACUACAGUAGAUUUGAUGUCACCGGUUUUUAUUUUUAUUAAAGCGAUAUUGUUUGGCUCUCUGG